CCGGGCGGUCCCGUGACCGCGGGAGCUGAGGGAGCGAUGGGGCUGCUCCGGGUCGUGACCGCGCUCUCCGUGCUGCUGCUGGCCGCAGGUGUAGUUCUGAGGCAGCCCCAAGAGUCCAAGGAGGUGUGGGGAUAUGUGGAGGUUCGGAGCAAGGCCCACAUGUUCUGGUGGCUCUACUAUGCAAACAACCCAACCAAAGACUUCACAGAGUUACCUCUUGUCUUGUGGCUUCAGGGAGGUCCAGGAUCUUCAGGCUGUGGGUAUGGGAACUUUGAAGAGAUUGGUCCAUUAGACAAAGAAAUGAAACCAAGAAAUACAACCUGGUUGCAGGCAGCCAGUGUCUUGUUUGUGGAUAAUCCUGUGGGCACUGGAUUCAGUUAUGUGGAUGAUUGUAGCUUGUUUGCCCAAAACCUUACCACAGUAGUUUCUGAUAUGAUGGUUUUUCUUGGAGAAUUCUUCAAGUGUAGACCUGAAUUCCAGACCAUCCCAUUCUACAUAUUUUCUGAAUCUUAUGGAGGUAAAAUGGCUGCUGGGGUUGCUUUAGAGCUGCACAAGGCUGUUCAAAAAGGGACCAUAAAGUGCAAUUUUAUGGGGACUGCUCUUGGAGACUCAUGGAUUUCUCCUUUGGACUCUGUCCUGUCCUGGGGGCCCUACCUUUACAGCACUUCUCUCCUUGAUGAUAAUGGUCUAGCAGAGGUGACUGCUGUUGCCAAAGAAAUAAUGGAUGCAAUAAAUAAAAAUCAAUAUGGGCUGGCUACUGAGCUCUGGGGCAAGGCUGAAGGUGUCAUUGAAGAGAACACAGACAAUGUGAAUUUUUAUAACAUCUUGACUAAGGAGGUUCCAGAAGUGAAAUCAGAUGAACAAGAAAAUCUCCAUCUCAUGCGGCUUUACCAGCACCAUGUCAGAAAAAUGCAUCAGAGCAGCCUCGAUGAGCUGAUGAAUGGGCCCAUCAGAAAGAAGCUGAUGAUCAUUCCUGACUGUGUGAAGUGGGGAGGUCAGUCCAAACAGGUCUUUGAGAACAUGGCUGAGGACUUCAUGAGACCCGUCAUCGAUAUUGUUGAUCAGCUUUUGGCAGCCAAUGUCAGUGUUACAGUCUAUAAUGGGCAGCUGGACCUCAUUGUUGACACCAUGGGCCAGGAGGCAUGGAUCCGGAAACUGAAGUGGCCUGAUUUGGAGCAGUUCAGCCAGAAAAGGUGGAAGGCACUCUAUGUGUCUCCAGAAUCCACUGAGACUGCUGCUUUCCACAAGGCCUAUAAGAACUUUGCUUUCUUCUGGAUUCUCAAGGCUGGGCACAUGGUACCAGCUGACCAAGGAGAGAUGGCACUCAAAAUGCUCAGGAUGGUGACUCAGCAGCAGCACUAGGGAGGGGAGCUCAUCUGGCUUCCUGUCCAGCAGCAGGGCUCUGCAGGAGUGUGAAUCUGGGUCCUAAGCCAAAGGAGGCACAGUGGCUGUUUGGGCACACAGCCUCCCUCAUCUUGCUGAUAAUGUGCACAAGUGCUUGUGGAAAGAUGUUUUUUUUUUCCUUGAAUGAGUUAUUGCUUUUGAAUUUUUAAGCUGUGAUUUGCUGCCUUAACAUUGUUCAUAAAUGACUCUUCCAGAGGGAAGUCCCCUGUCAUAAAGAACAAGCCCUGAACCUUUGCCUUGGAAGGAUUUUGUGCUCUUGCCCUUCCCUGAAUGCUCCCUUGUCUGUUUGCACACUAAGAGUAAAACUGAUUUGACUUGAUUUGCUUUGUGUUCCUCUGGGAGAGCUGACCUGCUUCAUGAGGCUGUGGAAUGUUCCUUCCUUUGUCCUCAGGCUUGAGUCACCUGGCUGGAUUCAAGAUGAAGCCAUGGAAAUGCCAGGACAGAGGACCUGCCCUAGAGGAAUCACAGUCCAUCUCAUCUUGCUGAGGUGCCUGAAUUAGGAUCCAGGAUUCUUCAGACUUCCUGUGCUCUGAAGAGAGAAGAACAUCCCACAGAGGAGGAUUUUCCAUUUUCAUCUGACCAUUUGUUUCUUGUUUCCAUUCUUCUUUAUGCCCACUGCUCAAACUUUGCCUUUAUCCUCAACACCUGAAGCACAUCCAGCAGAAAUUCCUGCUUUUCUGUAUCCUGAAGCAGAAGGCCUUUGGUACAAGAGGGUAUUAAAAGAGUCCCAACAGACAGAAGCUUCUUAAAACCUUCUGGGUUUAGCCAGAAGGAAAGGAGCAUUAUUUGAGCAAUAACAGCAUAGUUCUGAAAUAUUACAGGAGUGUUUAAAAGAUGGAUAUACAAAAUCUUGAUCCAUGUCUUUUGGAUAUUUUUUUAAGUCUUGCAGAGACCUAUUAUUUUGAAACAUUUUUUUAAAUAAUACAUAGUCAAGAAGAGACUGGUCAGACAUUUGACUUUUGCUGUGGAGCAUGAAGUACUUGUUUUAUAUUGGUGUCUGAUAGGAGGCACAACAGCUCCAUCCAGCUGUCAGAAACUCACUUCAGCCACUGACACUGUCAUGAAAUACCUGAUAGCACUGUCUUAGCAAGAACUGAGGCACUGUCCUGGUUUAGGGCAAAUUUGUCAGGAAACUCCAAAAGGGGUUCCUCUAGAAAGCAGAUUCAAGUCCUUCCCUCUACUGGUUUGGGAAAAGAUUUCCUUGGAGAAGAGUGGGGAAAAAAACUGUUUAUUUAACAAGCAAAGUAUUCACAAGCAUAAAAAGUGAGUAAUAUUAAACAAUAAAACCUCUCUCUGUUCUGAAGAGAUGGCAAAUUUAGGAAGUCUUUGUUGCUGGGUGUAGCUUGGCUAGCUCAGUCUCUUAUCAGUCCCUCUGGUGCUGGAGAAGGCUGUGACCAGGCCCAGGUGGGCCACAGGUGUGAGCUCCCAAGGUUUCCUGGGUUUUCAGUCCAGAGCAGGUUUGAACACUUCCAAGAAAAAAAAAAAAAACCACAGUCCUGGGAACUUUGCUGCCUCAGCUAGCUAAAGAAAUAAAACUAACUAAAAAGCAAAGGAGAGCUCUCUUCUGCUCUCUGUCUGUGCUGCAGACAACACAGCUCAGGGGAGAAAAAUGCUGAAGCUCUCUGUCUCUAUGUUUUGAAAACAACCACCUCAGACAUUUCACUGCUUCUCCUUCUCCCACUUCACCCUCAGAUCUAGUUUUAAAGGUGCAAAACUUAUUUCUGGGCUGAAUAGACAAAUGGGGAUACAAUUCAGCAUCAUAAAGUAACCCUAGGACAGGCCCAAGGCUGUGUGAGCACGUGUGCAGUCACCCAGCAGCUGCACUAUUGGUACCUAAUAAUUGCUUUCCUUUUUCAUGUUCCCUUCUUGUAUUCUUGAGACCUUUAGCAAUGCAGAUCCAGAUUUGUUUUUUGAAAUACUCUUUUCAAUAAAUGGGUCUAAUUCAUUUCUCUUCAGCAUCACAUUGAUUUCACUGCUUGAAAAUGACAUUAUUUUCUGCUUUGGCUUUUAGGUGAACAGGAGGAGGUUGCUACCAGUGUGUAAAUUUGCAUAUCUGCAUUCUUUGAAUAUUUUUAAAUAAUUUCCCUAGCAAAUCAGUAUGUUUUUUGCCUGGGUAAUAUGCUGGUUUGGGCUGGGAUAGAGUUAAUUUUCUUCCUAGUAGAUAGUAUGGGCUAUGUUUUGGAUUUGUGCUGGAGAUUGUUGAUAACACUGUUGUGUUCUAGUUGUGGCUGAGCAGUUCUGACAAGGCCUUUUCUGCCCAGCAGUGAGGGGCCUUUUGGGAGCACAAGGAGUUGGAGGGGACACAGCCAGGACAGCUGAACCUCACUGACCCAAGGGAGGUCCCAGGCCAGGGGUGUCAUGCUCAGCUGGGGGAGAAGAAGGAAGGGGGGACACUGGGGGUGAUGCUGUUUGUCUUCCCAAGUAACUGCUGCAUGUGAUGGAACCCUGCUUCCUUGGAGACCUGCCUGCCCAUGGGAAGUGGUGAAUGAACUCCUUCUUUUGAUUUGCUUGUUGCCUAUUAAACUGUCUUUAUUUCAGCACAUGAGUUUUCUCACUUUUACCCUUCAGUUUCUCCCCCAUCUGUCUCGGGGGAAAGUAAGUGGGCAGCUCUGUGGUGUUUGUUUGCUGCCUGGGGUUAGACCAUGACAGCAGUUUGAGUUGG
Molecule: messenger RNA, 4066 nt
Organism: Camarhynchus parvulus
Lineage: Eukaryota; Metazoa; Chordata; Aves; Passeriformes; Thraupidae
Gene: SCPEP1
Product: serine carboxypeptidase 1
Exons: 13
Coding region: 37-1362 (441 amino acids)
Biological process (GO): proteolysis
Molecular function (GO): serine-type carboxypeptidase activity
Source: RefSeq, a predicted model, not a curated record